AUGACCGGGCCAGCAGAUUCCGCUGGCCCGCUUCGCGUCUCCCAGCGGCGACCGCUGGCCUGUCGAGAAUGCACAAAACGGAAGAGAAAAUGUGACAAGCAAAUUCCAUGCGCCAGAUGUCGACGCCUCAACUUGGAGUGCUCGGUGGAGACGGUGCGACUGAGACGGAAUACAGUGCAACAUGCAUCGGAGAUUCAAUUCCUCACAUCCAUCUUGAUUGAUCUGGAGUCUCCUUCUCCGCAAAAUAUCUCACAUAUCACGGCGCGAGUGAGAGAGAGGAUCUCGCAAUUGCAAACGGGAGUCUCGUCUUCGCCUCCACCACCAGCAUCAGCACCGGCAUCAGUGGACGCGCCGCCGUCAUCGACAACGGCAGCUCUGUCAGCACCGGCAUCGGCAUCACCGCAACAUGAGACCAGCGCAGAUUUACAGCAGGAUGAUCUCAAACAAUCCGAUCAUUCUGAUGACAGGCAGGCCCUGCAUCGUCUGGCCGAGGCACCUGCGGAAAAUACAGGGACCGAUCCGCCCAUUUUGAACGCCAUUGAACAUCUUGCCUGGGGGCGAAAUUCUGCAGGGUGCUUUCCUCACCGGCGUUGUGCCUGUCAAUAUCGUCGAGACAGCUCCGAGACUCUCUCCAUGAACAGCGGAUCUUUUCAAAUUCACGGAUCGGCCCUGGAAGUCCUGUUUGUGCCAAUGGGCCUCGACGCGCAGACGCUCGUCAAAUUUCACAUUGAAAACCUGACCUGGCAUCAUAAUUGUUUUCAUGGAGGCACUUUUCUCCGACAAUGCGAAGUGUUUUGGAGCACGGGACGAUGUGACAAUCCCUUGUGGAUCGCUCUUUACCUAUCCGUUUUGAGUUGCACCGUGAAUUCGAUUCAGAACAGCAGAAGGCUGAAGAGUCAAUUAGGGGUGGAUCUGGACAACUUCCAAACCGCCCAGCAGUUGUUCUCAGCCAUGGUACAAACUCUGUAUGAUUCGCAUUUUCUGAACAAUCUGUCGAUCUGCUCGGUGCAGGCCAUCGCCAUCUCGACCGAAGUUGCCCACAAUCUUGGCCUCAGUCAACUCAAUGCGACCAUGUUCAAUGCUGCGGUGCGAAUUGCAGAGUGUUUGGGGCUCCACAAAAUCAAAGACCAUCCCUCAUCCAUGACCCAAACCCAAGACCAGUGGGAAGAACGUGUCGAACGAGAAGUAGGCAGACGAGUCUGGUGCCAGAUGAUCAUUCAGGAUCAUUUCGCCAUCCCCUUCACCGACACCUACAGCAUUUCCCCUUUACAAUAUUCCACCGGACGCCCUUUGAACGCCGACGAACACACCCUGACAGAACUUCCCACCAACGUUCCCACCAUCAGCACCUAUGUACGAGUUCUCGUCGAGCUCGCGGCCCUCAUGCCCGGUCUCAGCGACGGACUCGGUCCAAUGAAUAAACGCAAAUCGCGCCGUGAGCAAUACCAGCACAUCCUCCAAGUGGAUAAGAAAAUGCGCGCCGUCGUCAAGGGAAUCCCCUCUUUCCUCCUCCGACCCGACAAAGCCAAAGAAUCUGAGAUUCCCUGGCUCAGCAUCGUCCGUCGAAGUCUGGCCAUCACUGCCGCCGAAAAGAUCAUCAUGAUCCACCGACCAUUCCUAUUCCGCUCCUUUCACGACCCAACCUACGGUCACUCCCGACGGACCUGCAUCGCCGCCGCCAUGACCAUCCUCCGCGAACACGAAUCCAUCGCCAACGAAGAAGACCUCUCCAUCUGGACCCAUACCGCAUUCGCAAUCACCGCCGCAGUCAUCCUCUGCUUCGAAGUCAACGCCACCGUGGAAGAUCCCUCGGACGGCAAAAUCGAAAUGUACCGCGACGCGGUCCUGUCUGCGCGCGAGCGCCUCGCCUCCCGCAAUCACGACACCCUUGCACAACGAGGCGUGGCCCUCAUCGACGCGAUCCUGAUCGCCGAAGAGGCGCACGGCGGAGCCAAAGAGCGGAAACGCAAGGGCCAUAUUGAUUUUCAUCGGAUCUUUGCGAAUUUUUCGACUCUAAGCCGAGCCAGUCUCUUGCCGGAUGAUGAUAUGUCGUUUGGCAAGUUAUCGGGCAACAGCCCGGAUGAUUUUCGCAGUGUGGAUACGAAUGAGAUGCAGUUUUCAUGGAACUCGGAUGAGAUUGAUUUUGAUAUCUGGUUCAAUGGGAUAUUUAAUGAACUUCAUCCACCCGCGUUGGGAUGA
This is a messenger RNA of Penicillium oxalicum, 2199 nucleotides long. RefSeq lists its product as uncharacterized. The transcript is spliced from 2 exons. Bases 1 to 2199 code for a protein of 732 amino acids. NCBI's taxonomy places the organism in Eukaryota, Fungi, Ascomycota, Eurotiomycetes, Eurotiales, Aspergillaceae. The record is from RefSeq and is a predicted model, not a curated record. Gene Ontology annotation, biological process: regulation of DNA-templated transcription. Gene Ontology annotation, molecular function: zinc ion binding; DNA-binding transcription factor activity, RNA polymerase II-specific.